Molecule: messenger RNA, 867 nt
Organism: Trichomycterus rosablanca
Lineage: Eukaryota; Metazoa; Chordata; Actinopteri; Siluriformes; Trichomycteridae
Gene: tnnc1b
Product: troponin C type 1b (slow)
Exons: 6
Coding region: 111-596 (161 amino acids)
Cellular component (GO): myosin II complex
Molecular function (GO): calcium ion binding
Source: RefSeq, a predicted model, not a curated record
UGGGACUCUUUGUCCUCUGUCCACAGUGCUGUAGAGUGCUGGAUUACCUGAGAGGAACCAUCUUUGAGAAUCAGACGGUUUGAGGAAAGAGACACCAACUCAGGACAGCCAUGGAUGAUGUAUACAAAGCAGCGGUUGAGAACUUGACAGAGGAACAGAAAAAUGAGUUCCGUGCUGCCUUUGACAUCUUCGUGCAGGAUGCCGAGGAUGGUUGCAUCAGCACUAAGGAGUUGGGGAAGGUAAUGAGGAUGCUGGGACAGAACCCCACUCAGGAAGAGCUGCAGGAGAUGGUGGAUGAAGUAGAUGAGGAUGGCAGCGGGACAGUGGAUUUUGAUGAGUUCUUGGUCAUGAUGGUGCGCUGUAUGAAAGAGGAGAGCAAAGGAAAAUCAGAAGAGGAACUGGCUGAAGUCUUCCGCAUGUUUGACAAAAACGGUGAUGGAUACAUCGACCUGGACGAGCUGAAGAACAUGUUAGAAUCAACAGGUGAGGCCAUCACUGAGGAUGACAUCGAGGAACUCAUGAAGGACGGCGACAAAAACAACGAUGGAAAGAUUGACUAUGACGAGUUCUUGGAAUUCAUGAAGGGUGUUGAGUAAAGACUCUGCCUAACUGAAGACCCUGAUGCUGAUCCAAUGGCCCAUCGUGUCACCCAAUCAUUCCCUGCCACACUAUCGGGACAUCACAGGGUCAUCACCCUUAUCUCUGAUCUGACAAGCAAAUAACAACCGUGUCAAUAUGUUGAGCAAACUGCUUGCAAGUCAUGUAAAUAAUUUAUCUAGAUUCUAUUGGUUCAGAAGACACACACAUUAUACUCAUUAACUAUCUUUUAAUCUAUACUCAAACCAACUUUGUGCCAAAUUAAAUAAU